Volvox carteri f. nagariensis is the source of this 636-nucleotide messenger RNA. RefSeq lists its product as uncharacterized. NCBI's taxonomy places the organism in Eukaryota, Viridiplantae, Chlorophyta, Chlorophyceae, Chlamydomonadales, Volvocaceae. The transcript has 3 exons. Gene Ontology annotation, biological process: phosphorylation; signal transduction. Gene Ontology annotation, molecular function: phosphorelay sensor kinase activity. The annotation marks the transcript as partial. The record is from RefSeq and is a predicted model, not a curated record.
AUGAGUCAUGAGAUCCGUACCCCCCUCAACGGCAUGAUCGCCACGGCGCAGCUGCUGCUGAGCUCCCACCUCACUCCGGAGCAGCGAGAGUUGGCGGAAACCGUUCUGGAGAGCGGCUCCACCCUUCUGGGGGUGCUCGGGGACAUCCUGGACUUCUCCAAAAUCGAUCACGGCUCUUUGGAGCUGCAAAGGCGGCCCACUGCCAAUCCCCUGCUUGUUAGAUUGGCACUCGAAUAUUUCGUUGUGUCAGCUGUACGACAACAACCAGUGACGGUGCUACUGCUGCUACUGCUACUGCAACAGGUGUUGGCGAAUCUGCUUUCCAACGCGGUCAAGUUCACCGAGCGAGGGGAGGUGGCGGCAGCGCCGGCGGCGACCAACUCCGCCGCCAGCGGCGGCCACGACGGCGGCAGCAGUACUGACGGCGACCACGAUGACGACGACGCCGUCACGUUCGUACACAUCGCCGUGUCUGAUACGGGUAUCGGUAUCGGGAAGGAGUCAGCUCGGAAGCUAUUUCAGCACUUUCGGCAGGGUACGGAAACCAUGUCACGGCGGUACGGCGGUACGGGCCUGGGCCUUGCCAUCUCAAAACGUCUGGCACAGCUCAUGCGGGGUGACAUCUGGGUGGAAUCU